AUGGCACAGGACAAGCUAAACGUAUCCGUCACGUCCCGGGCUGCACAGAAUAAUGCAGCAUGGUUCAUGAAUCACCUGAAAUCCCAUCGUUACCGUGGGCUCCUGGGACAGGUCACCUACCUGCCCAUAUCCAACAGCAACGCGAAGGAAUGGAAGUCAGGGGUGAAGGACACAACAUUUGCAAUUCUAUACCACACAAAGUGUCAGGGAAGAAUUAACCUCACAGACGUCACAGAUUCCAUAUAUGACAAAGAGCUCAAGUACAUGUCUGAGAAACUAGGUAAAGAGACGAUGACUGUCAUUCUGUAUCGUUCUUAGACCGUCACCUAUCAACUGAGUGGACAGUUAUUAUAUGGCAAGAAACAAGGAAGAGCUCGAGCUUUGUGACAGUUGGGAUCAGUGGUUGUUUUUUCAUAUUUUCUUUUUUUUUUUUAAAUACUAUUAAGAUAAACAAAUGAAUACAGCAGCCAUGAAAAAAAGCCAACAAAGUACAAUAAGCAAAAUGUUAAUAUCUAGAUGUGUUCGGAAUAAUUAUAGUUAGCAAUGCAUCUUCUCAUCAGAUGUGAUGACCAAUGUGUUUCCAGAACUCAAAUGGCGAAAUGUUUCAUUAGAUUUCCUUCCCCAAGUUAUUUGAUUCACGCUAUAAUAAUCUAUAAUGUGGUAAUGUGGUCUAGCAGGCUUUCAGGUCCUCUGACCCAGUGUCUGUCCGUAUAUUUCCAAGGGAAGCAGAAUGUCCUUGUGGUGGUUGAUGACCUUGAGAAGAGUGACAAUGAGGAGAGUCUUCGCAUCCUGCAGAAUCAGCCCAGUAUCUCGAAAUGGGCCAGGGACCUCCUGCUCUUCAAUGACAAAGAAAAGGAUCCGGUGCCAGAAGCCAAACAACAGGUCCUACUGAGCUCCUUCAGUGCGGGUAAUAUAAUUGGAGAGUAUGGGACCUGUCCAUGUAAAUAA
This is a messenger RNA of Pelobates cultripes (western spadefoot toad), 948 nucleotides long. The record is from the annotation of a GenBank genome assembly. NCBI's taxonomy places the organism in Eukaryota, Metazoa, Chordata, Amphibia, Anura, Pelobatidae.